Molecule: messenger RNA, 1056 nt
Organism: Heteronotia binoei (common prickly gecko)
Lineage: Eukaryota; Metazoa; Chordata; Lepidosauria; Squamata; Gekkonidae
Product: FXYD domain-containing ion transport regulator 5-like
Exons: 10
Coding region: 125-673 (182 amino acids)
Biological process (GO): regulation of sodium ion transmembrane transporter activity
Cellular component (GO): membrane
Molecular function (GO): sodium channel regulator activity
Source: RefSeq, a predicted model, not a curated record
CCAGUGACUCACACCCAGUCCCCAGUGCCAGGAAGUGGCAAGAGGAGGAAAUGACUGGUGGGGCCCUUUCGUUCCCUCACAGCUACCCGGCACGCCGCACACCCGGUGCUGAGCAGGCCCUGCCAUGAAGCCCUUUCCCGUUUUGCUGCUUGCUGUGGUGAGCCUUGCAGCUGCUGUGGAUUCACAAGAUUCAGAAACGACAGCCUUGAACCUUGCAUGGGAAGAGAUCGUCACAACUGCCACUUCAGAGUUCUCAGUUUCAACAGAUGACUUUACUACUUUGCAAACGACACCUGCAGAGGAUUCAAAGGAUAAAAGUACAGCACCAAGCACCAGAAGCCAAACACCUGAAGAGGACAGAACGACAGUGGCAUCUACUGUGAAAGUGAUAACAACUGAAGGCACCAGUACUACUAGUACCAGCAGCAUUACGAGACCCUUUAAAACCAAAAAACGCUCCUCAUUUGUUAGCCAGGAUAAGGAAGCAGAUAUUAAACCUCAUAAAGAUGAAAAUUUUGAAUACGAUUAUAGCUCUUUGCGCAAGUGGGGGCUGAUAGCAGCUGCCAUCCUCUUCAUCCUGGGCAUCCUGAUUCUCACAUGUGGUAAACACGGGAAGCUCCUACGAUGCCGAAGAAAAAAGCGAACCAGAAACUAUGAUGUGACCCUUGUCUGAAGUGAUGGGUGUCCUCCUGAGGACCAGAGGGGCCCUUUGGAAGCUGCCCAAUAUUGUAGAAAUGAUUCUGUUCUUCCCAAAUGGAAAUGUCGCUGCCUAGUUUCCCUACACCCUGCAGUCCCUGGCUGUCCUUUCGAUUCAGUCCCUGCCUGCUCCCACCAUCUCUGCCUACUCCCUAUUGUACUCUCAUCAUAACUCUGUUAGUCCCUUUGUAGAACCAAAACAUUGGAGAAGUUGUCAUUCUUUUCACACAUAUGUAUUUUGGCUCCUGGAUUUGGGGCCAGGCCGCUGACACUCUGGGCCAAGAAAAACCCCUCAUGCCCAAGCACUACACCAAGACAGCUCAAAUUCUGUACUCAUAAUAAAAUUCUUGGUGUGGCCCA